Molecule: messenger RNA, 1545 nt
Organism: Melanotaenia boesemani (Boeseman's rainbowfish)
Lineage: Eukaryota; Metazoa; Chordata; Actinopteri; Atheriniformes; Melanotaeniidae
Gene: trh
Product: thyrotropin-releasing hormone
Exons: 3
Coding region: 173-988 (271 amino acids)
Biological process (GO): hormone-mediated signaling pathway
Cellular component (GO): extracellular region
Molecular function (GO): thyrotropin-releasing hormone activity
Source: RefSeq, a predicted model, not a curated record
CUGGGAAGUAUAAAUACAGAGCCGAGAAGUUGUCUGUUCAUACCUCUACACUUAGCCUUAAGGGUCACCAACUGCUGCGAAAAGCUGAGUGCGACUAUUUUCACUGCUGUUGGUGUCAGAAGCAGAGGACGAGGAGUUUGGAUACUUCCUGGACAAAACAAACUCCAUUACCAUGAAGUCGGCAUGCCUGCUCAUCUUGGCAUCUCUCGCGAUUUGCAACUUGACGAUUUCUGAAGGACAGGGCAUCCCUUCUGAGGAGGAGACAGACCGGAGGACCACCAUAGACGACAUCAUACUACAGAGAGCAGAAACUCUCCUUUUACGGUCCAUUCUCAAAAAGCUGCAAGAUGAAGAUGGCAGAAAUGAUAAAUUUUUCUCUCAACCAGAAUGGAUGACAAAACGACAGCACCCUGGUAAGAGAUACAUCGAGGAUUUGGAGAAGCGGCAGCACCCAGGCAGGAGAGAGGAGGACGAUGACGAGCAGGACUUGGAUGUGCAAAAGAGACAGCAUCCGGGCAAGCGAGAAGAUGAAACGCACCUGCUCAUGGGACUCCAGAAACGGCAGCAUCCAGGAAGGCGCUCAAUGACAGGACCCAUUUCAGAAAAUCCCAUUAUACUGAGUAGUGAACUUUUCAAACGGCAGCACCCAGGCAAGCGUUACCUGCUGCUGCACACCAAACGCCAGCACCCAGGUAAGCGUAAUCCCGAGGAUGAGGAUGAUGAUGGAGACUGGGAUUCAGUUGAUGAAGAAGAUGAACACCUCCAAGAGUUGGAAAAACGUCAGCACCCCGGAAAACGGUUUUGGGAUAACUCUAGUCCGGAAUUAGGCACAAACAAUCCAUGUGAUGUUUUGGACUCUGAGAGCUGCAGCAAGACCAGUUUGCUGCUCGACCUUUUAGACAACAUUAAUAAGAGCCACGUUGAUGAGAAAAGACAGCACCCGGGUAAAAGGUUCGCACCGGAGGAGGAUUUAGUGGAAGGAGAGUAGGAUAAACAAAGUCGGGUCUGCGCAUAUUGCUUUGCUGUAAAGAAACUAAAUGUAAAAAUUAAGCGACCCCAAUGAGUUAUUAAAAAUGCUAAAGUAAUUUAACCAUUUAUCCUUUUAAGCAAUUUCCUCUGCAGAAAGUUACUAUCAUUAACGCACAGCAUUUAUCUGAUACUUUCUUUGAAGUGCUUGUGCGUAAUUGCCCUCCAAACUUUGACAUUUUGCUGUACAUAGAGUUUUCAGAACAUAAGAUGACCUAACAUUUAUCAUUAUUAGAAGUGGAUUUAUGUGUUUAUUAGAUUACUUAUUCUUACACAAAGAUUUAGGAUUAAAGAAUUAGCUCCUGGCUUCAGCGAUGUUCCCUCUGUGAGGCAACGCACGCUCGUCAGUGUUGUACAUGCUUGAGUUAAGAUGUAAUUAAAACAGAUACGUUUACAGCAAGGAAAUACUUUCACCGACUAAUUUGUGUUUAUUAUUUUCUACUUAUGUAAAAUAUAAAGAAUGCCACAGCAAAUGAAAUGUGUCACUGAUUAUUUUUUACAUUAUACAUCCUGGAUUCC